ACUGACCUUGAAUGUCAUAGCAAGAUUAGGUGAAUAUUCGAAAAUGAGCAAAAACUGCUAAAAUAGUUGCUUAUACAUAGCAAGCUUUUGAUUGGCACAUGCCACAAGAUAUCAUCACAUAGAAAUAGAUGGAUUAUUCUCAACUAUCUAAUAAAUCUGUUAAAUUAUCCGAACUACUGGAUUUGGCACUUGGAACACCAGAUCCAGGGUCGGUUAACUUCGGCAUUCUGUAUAUUAUACUAUCAUACAUAAUAAAGCAUCUUCGUCUGAGCGAUGUGGAGCCUGAUAUCGAUAGAUCUACACCUGGACCACAGUCUCAUAGUGACCUGAAGAUAUCAGUAUCUGACUUAACCCCAAAUUUGUUCCAUAGUAUCCAGAAAAGACUAUCAGAUGUUGAAGUGAAAUUGCAACUUUUGAAUUCAUUACCAAAUAAUCAAGAUAUUAUUGGUUCAAUUUUCAAUGACAGUGAGAAUAACAGCAACAAUACCAAUACUAUAAAUCGUAAUAUUAAUGAGGAUAAACGGGAUAAUUCAGGAAUCAGUUCAUUGAAUGAUUCAAUUAUUGAUCGGAAAGUUGCCAAUUUAUGGCAAUCUGUACAAACAAGUAAACGGUUAGAUGCUACAGAAGAAGGUCUUCAUCGUUUAAGUUCAUUAACCGAUGAUCUACUUGAACAAAUAAGAAAACUUUCAGAACAAAAUAAAACAUUGAAAGCAGCACUUGAUGAGGCGCUUAUCAAUUCUUCGUUAAAGGAUCAAUUGGCUGAAUUGACUCGUAAACUUGGGGAAAUUGAAAAACGUCAGAAUCAAGAAGCCAAUCUCUUACAGAAUGUAGUACAUAUGGAUGCUUUACGUGGUCUAGUCUUUUGGCAUACAUUAGGAAAAUCAAUCACUGGAAUUGAUUAUCUUACUGCAUAUUCACAAGUGAAUAAUAAAAUUCAUAAUGUCAAUGUUGAUUCAAGGAUAAUUGAUGAAUCGAAUCUACUUAUGAAGUGUUUACCAGAUGAAUUUCUUGAAUGUCCAGAUCCAGAUUUAUCGUCAACGCUAAGAAAACUUGGAAAUGUAGCUUCUGGAUUCGACUCUGUAGUCAAUCGAAUUGAACAACUUGAAAUCUCUGUACAACAUGAUGCAGAUCCAGGAAAGACACUUAUGAAAGAGAAAGCUGAUCGUAGUGAAUUAGAUGGUUUGGGUGUACCAUCAGAGUUAUAUGAGAAAAUUUAUAGUCUAGAAGCGAUUAUAUCAGAGUUAGCUAAAGAAAGAGAGAAGAUUUAUGUGGAUUGUGGAACAUCGCCUCAUAUGCCAUAUCCUUCUGAUAAUAAGAAAUUGUUGAAGAAACUACAGGACACCAUGUCAGUAUUACAAGAACAAAUUAAUCAAUUGAACAAUACCCUGUCAAAUGUACAGUCACAAUUUAAAAAAGUCUGUGAAACAGUCGAGGAUGUGAAACAGUACGCGGAUGAUUUGGAGACGCGUAAAGCAGAUGCAAGUUAUGUUGAUGUACAACUUGAUAAGAAAGCUAACUGUGAUGAUGUGAAAAACUUGAUUGAUCGAUCAGAAUUUCAGAGUACUAAUCAAACUUUACAAAAACUUAUUGAAGAUUUAUUCGCAAAGUUAACAGCGGCGGAAGAGGAAUACAAAGAAUUAUUAAGUAAUCUUCAAGAAGCAAUGGAUAAUAAACUGGAUCGUGAUGAAAUUGAACAAUUAAGAGAUUGGCUAGAGAAACGCUUUAAAACAUUGAAUAAACGUUUAAGUUCACUUACAACAGAUAAUUUACUACCAACUGGACCAAUAAUAGAUGAUGCUGCUGGUUUACGACGUAGUCUUAUGCAACAUUAUCAUUGUAUAUCAUGUGAUCGUCCAUUAGAAGUAGCUGUUAGUCAAGAGUAUUUAAGUACUUAUUCAACGGAUAAUAGAGGAUUUCCUAUGAAUAAAUCAAUAAGACCAUAUACAACAUACGACUUGGAGAGUUUACGACAUCAGAUUCAAACACAACCAAACAAAAGUUUCUAUGUAGAUCCACCUUACCGACGAUCAAAUGGUCAUUAUUAUGAUAUUUAUGGUACACCACGACAAUGUGGUGGAACACAUACAGCUGCAUCAUCAUCAAAACGAAAGUCACGUGCAACAACUUGUAAAAGCUCUUUUGUUGAAACUGAUGGCCAUACUACAAAGUCUUCCAUUCAUUAUUCUUGCAGAGAAAUACGUGACUUACAAGGUAUGGAUGGUCAUAUUUAUCGUGGUUCACCAAUUCAAGAAAGUCAACAUCUAAUAAAUAUUGAUUCACCAACAAUAAUAAAAGAUGAUGAGUAUACUGAUAAAGAUGUUGACAAAGGUGACAAAUUACCACCAGUUACAAAAACAACUCGUUAUGUCAACACAAUAACAAAUAAACCACAAUCUACCUAUAAGUAUAUUGGAUCAGAUAGACGGGAAAAAAGUCAAUCUCCACAACGCUUGAAACGUGUGAAUUCUGAAGAAUUUCAAAUGAGACAAUCAAGUCCAAUCAGAAUUGAACAUUUACCAAAAUUAAUUGUCGGUUCAACACAACUGCCUAAUCAACGUGUCAGAAAAAUUCAGCCUGUUCAACCAAGUUCAAAGUUGAUUAGUGAUCAUGUCGCUGUGAAGACAAAUGGUUAUGCUGUUAUUGUAGUACCUAAUACUGGGACAGUAGAGGAAGAGAUUUCGGAUGAUGUGAAAGUGAAUAUAUCAAAGAAUGGUUGGACGAUUGAAAAAUCGAAUAAUGAAUGUGAUAUAAAUUUAUCACCAACUUAUUUAAAUGAUGAAGAGAAUAGUAGAACAAAUCCAAGUCCAGCUAUAUAUGAAAAUGAUGAAGUUGAUACGAUUGACGGAGUUAUUACAUAAGUAUAAUUUAUAAACUAUAAGAAAAUUAUGUUAGUAGAAGGUCUAACUAAUUGGAUCAUAUGAAUGGAUUAGAAGGAAAACUUUUUGUGUGAGUCAUCCGUAUUCUCACCAUUCACUCAUGCACACACACACACUAAAAUAGAAAUAAUGAUCUUUCUUCCUUAAUCUUUCAUUAAUCACAACCUCCUUUUUAUUCUUUAACAUGUUUUGUUUAAAAACAUUGAUUUACUUACUAUUGAACAAAUAAUUCAAUAUUUCAUAUAUAAAUUUGGAUAUUUUCCAAUGUCAAGGUCACAUCACGUGAUGGUUAUCGAUUGUUUUUUCCUCUCUGUUCAGCUAGACAGUAUGAUAUAUUGAACAAUUACUGCGACAUAUAUGCAAAUGUCCUGUUUAAAUGAUACUUUCAAGGUCAAGGACGCUAGUAAACAAAAAACAAAAAGGAAUAUUGAAAAGGCUAUGCUUUUUAUUUAGCCUUCUCUAUUUUUUAAGAGGAUGAACAUUUAAAUAAGGUAUCUUUUAUAUUUAUUGUAGGUUUAUUUUUCAAUCAGUUAAAUAAGAGAUUGUUGUUUGUUCUACUUG
This is a messenger RNA of Heterobilharzia americana, 3437 nucleotides long. Lineage: Eukaryota; Metazoa; Platyhelminthes; Trematoda; Strigeidida; Schistosomatidae. The record is from the annotation of a GenBank genome assembly.